GUUAAUCUGUAAACAUCGAUUCACGCGCGUCAGUUGGACUGCACCUGUUGAUCGCCUGGCAACACUCCUCCUAAGCUCCAACCCGAUGGUCACACACGUAAUUAAUCUGCAGAUCAAUUCUCUUCGGGGCCAACUGAAAUACCACAGCGCUGGAGAGCGGAUGGACACGGAUACAGUCCUGCGUAAAUUUGUGUGAGAGGCGCGCAGCUCUCCAGAGGCGCACGGGACUCCGCGCUGGAUCUGUUCUGAGCGCGUGUUCUGUGUCUGGGUACUGAGGAUUCAACAAGACACGGUUGACAUCAGCCCCCUGGGGAUGGAGGGCACAGGCAGUGGCUGGCCAGCUGAACUCACCCCUCCCUGCGUGAUUCUGCAUGAGCUGAAUAUGAAUGACAGCGAUCAGGUCUUCGAGGUGGCUCUGCAGAACGGCUCCUCCAAGCGCAGCAGCCCUCAGUUUGUGGGUGUAGAGCUGUUGCAGUCCUUCAAGCUGCUCAUCAUCCCCUGCUACACCCUAGUCGCUCUGGUGGGCGUCUUCGGCAACUACCUGCUCCUCUACGUCAUCUGUCGCACCCGCAAGAUGCACAACGUCACUAACUUCUUCAUCGGGAAUCUGGCCUUCUCAGACAUGCUGAUGUGUGCCACGUGUGUUCCCUUCACGCUGGCCUAUGCCUUCAAUCCCCAUGGGUGGGUGUUUGGCCGCUUCAUGUGCUACCUGGUGUACCUAAUCCAGCCUGUGACGGUGUACGUGUCGGUCUUCACUCUCACUGCUAUUGGUGUGGACAGAUACUAUGCCACAGUUCAUCCUCUGAAAAAGCGUAUCUCUGUCUUGGCAUGCACCUACCUCCUGUCCGGGAUCUGGCUGCUGUCCUGUGGUCUGGUGGCUCCAGCUGUGGCUCACACCUACCACGUGGAGUUCAAGAAUGAGGGUUUCACCAUCUGCGAGGAGUUCUGGAUGGGCCAGGAGAGGGAGCGGCUGGCCUAUGCAUACAGCACCCUCUUCAUCACAUAUGUCCUGCCCCUGUCAGCUCUCUGCAUCUCAUACAUGUGCAUCUCUGUCAAACUGAGGAACUGUGUAGUGCCGGGACACCACACCCAGAGCCAGGCAGAGGCCCAGCGCAUGAGAAAACGCAAGACCUUCCGGCUGGUGAGCCUGGUAGUGGCAGCGUUUGGGGUGUGCUGGAUGCCCAUCAGUGUGUUCAACGUGCUGCGAGACAUUGACAUUGACCUGAUCGAUAAGCGCUACUUCCUGCUCAUUCAGCUGCUCUGUCACCUGUGCGCGAUGAGCUCCUCCUGCUGUAACCCUUUCCUCUAUGCCUGGCUGCACGACCGAUUUCGUGCUGAGUUACGCAAAAUGUUCACAUGCCGCCGUCGCAUCGGAAUCUCUGCUAACAACUGCGCUACAGCCAGUGUGGUCCUGUGAAGCUCCAUUGUCUUGGUUUGUCUACUUCUUUGUACACUAGAGUAUACUCAUGUCAUUCUGGCAACAUUUACUUUAUACAGAAGUACAUAGGUAUGUAAAGCUCUGUUAGCACUACAAGAAUUUCCCAGGACCAGGAACUUUUGAGGAAGUCAAUGCAUUCCCACCAGGAAUCAGGAAGUCUCCAAAGUUCCCUUCAUCAAAGGUGGUAAAAAUGCCUCAUAUCUACCUUCAUUCAAUAGCAUUUAACAAAAACAAAAGAGACAUAAAUCAUGUUACAGCAUUAGCAGCAGCUGUAAACCUCUUGCUUGUACCUCAAAAAAAUAGGUGUGGUUUGUUUCUCCCCAAUAUGGACCACGGCCAUAUUAUAAGUCCCGCCCCUUCUUAAUUUCUGAUUGGGUGAAGAUCAAGAAGUGACAUUUACAAGGGCAGUAGUGUUCCAAAUCUAUAAUUUUUUUAUAGCAUUAAUACAUAACUUUGUCUUGAAGUAACUGCAGAGAAGGUUAAUAAUUUUUGUUCUUGUUUUACAAGACAUAAGGGUGCAGAUUAAGGGGAAAUGUGGUUCAGUUAUGCUACAAGAAACCCCUUUUUCCAACAAAGCGUUUUAUUACGUCACGUCAGGGAUUCAGGCCCCCCCACCUUGUUUCAGUACAAUGUAAAGUAAAGGCUUAAAAUUCGGGCUGACUUCUCCAACACAAGCACCUUUAAAAUAAAGUAUUAGGACGCUGUCAUUA
Molecule: messenger RNA, 2148 nt
Organism: Notolabrus celidotus (New Zealand spotty)
Lineage: Eukaryota; Metazoa; Chordata; Actinopteri; Labriformes; Labridae
Gene: prlhr2a
Product: prolactin releasing hormone receptor 2a
Exons: 3
Coding region: 314-1417 (367 amino acids)
Biological process (GO): G protein-coupled receptor signaling pathway
Cellular component (GO): neuron projection; plasma membrane
Molecular function (GO): neuropeptide binding; neuropeptide Y receptor activity
Source: RefSeq, a predicted model, not a curated record